AUGGGUUAUACUGAACUUAGUGAUACAAUCGUCAAUGAAUCUCCGAGCCUCCUUCGUACAUGGUGGUCGAACAAGAACCUACAAUACGACGUUGCCAUGAGCAUCAUUAUCAUAAUAAUCAACAUCGCAGCGACGGUGGACAUGAGAACCCACAACCACAAGAGUCCCUUUGACAAAGAUGAUCCAGAUAAAUUGAUGACGCUCUUCAUUAUUUUAUACAUCAUUAGCGGCAUAGUUAGUUGCAUCGUGUGGGUUAUGGCAAUCGAGAAUGUCACACUAUCUGGACUAGCCUCAUUCUAUGGACGCUUGAGUCACAUCUCGGGCUUCUGUAUGUUCUUUAAACUCUUGUCUUGUAUUUCUCCACACUUGCCUCUACUGUUCGGGGUUCCUGGUUUGAUAUGGUUUGUAGCCGCCUUGGUUGCACCGUGUUUUCCAUUUAUAUGGAAAGGCCUGUGCCAAACAGUGAAAGAACUAGGAGAUUGGUGGAAGUAUAUCAAUCAACCACAAUCGUUAAUUGAUAACGUUUGA
Molecule: messenger RNA, 528 nt
Organism: Microthlaspi erraticum
Lineage: Eukaryota; Viridiplantae; Streptophyta; Magnoliopsida; Brassicales; Brassicaceae
Source: the annotation of a GenBank genome assembly